GAAAGUAUAAUGUGUUUUGUUAUACUUAUACUUAUCCCCAAAUAUUCCCCUUUUCUUUUCUGAAAUUCGAUUUCUUACAGAUAUUUACCCAAUAACAUCAAAUUACAUAAGAAAACAAGAAAAAAGGAGAAAUGAGCUGGAUUUCAUUUCUCUUCUGCGUCUAAACACUAAACCUUACUGCCAUCCUCUCUUCCCCUAAUCGCUGAUUUUUAGAUCUACCAGAAACCCUAGACAUAGACCUUUUUUUUUUUUUUUUUGAUUUUUCCUCCAUUUAUUUCGUCAUCAAUGGCGUCUUCUUAUGUUACCGCUGCUCAUGUGGGCUCUUACUUUGUAACGCAGUAUUAUUCGAUGCUUCAGCAAACACCCGAGUUUGUUCACCAGCUUUAUUCUGAUGCUAGCACUAUGCUUCGUAUUCAUGGUCAUUCUCGUGAGACUGCCUCUGCUAUGCUCCAAAUUCAUGCACUUGUUAUGUCAAUGCGGUUUACAUCAAUUGUGAUCAAGACGUCGUAUUCUCUUGCCUCAUGGAACGGAGGAGUAAUUGUGAUGGUCACAGGUUCAGUACAGAUUAGGGAUUUUAGUGGAACGAAGAGAUUUGCUCAGACAUUUUUUUUGGCUCCUCAAGAAAAGGGUUUCUUUGUCCUGAAUGACAUUUUUCACAUAAUUGACGAAGACCAUGUUCAUCCAUACUCGGCUCCACUUAUAGGACAAGCCAAUCUUAAUGCCAAGUUGAAUGUUUCUUCGCCCAUACCAGAAGCAGUGACAAAUUACAUGAUGGGUGGAGGAAUGCAGGCCAGGGACUACAUGCCUCCUGCUGAUAUCAAAGAAAAUGGUACUGUUGAUGAAUUUUCGAUCCCUGAUCAGAGGUUGCAGCAAGCUCCUGAAGUUGAAAGGAUCCUUGAAGACAAUUCUAGAGAACAUACAAAUGGUUUUCUCGAGAGUCCAAUAACCUCAAUACAAGACCUCUCUCCAGCACAGAUGGAAGAAUCCAUUGAGGAGCCCCAGAAACAUACCUAUGCUUCUGUUUUACGCGCUGCUAAGGCACAGUCUACUCCAUCUGUUACGCCUCCACCAUCUUCUAACAAGACUGUGGCUACUGCUUCAGAAUGGCAGCAUGCAUCUCAACAGCACAAUCAGCAAUCUGCUGCCCAGCCAGCGCAUCAACAGUCCAGUUCAACACAGGUUGCAAGCGAGAAUUUCACUUCGGACAUGAAUGAGGACAUAUCUCCUGCAGAUGACAGAGGUGAAAUAAAGUCUGUCUAUGUGAGAAACUUGUCUCCAACUGUUUCUCCUUCUGAAAUAGAGGAGGAGUUUAAGAAAUUUGGCCAACUUACUGCUGAAGGGGUAGCCAUCAGGAGAUUGAAGGACACUGAUGUUUGUUAUGCAUUCGUGGAGUACGAAGAUAUUUCCUCUGUCCAAAGUGCAAUUAAGGCUGGUUCAGUCCAGAUUGCUGGACGACAAGCAUACAUAGAGGAGCGGAGAGCAAAUAGCAGCUUUGCACGUGGAAGGAGAGGGAGAGGCAGGGCUUCUUAUCAGCCUGAUUCUUCAAGGGGAUGGUUCGGAGGUCGUAGUUAUAACAAGGGCGGCAGUCAAUUUGGAGAACGCGAAUUCAACAGACCGAGAGGAAACGGCUAUUACAGACAAACUACCAGACAAGACCGAUAUUCAGGUUACCAAGCGAGAAAUGAAGAAAACAUAACUGAGUCAACAUUUUAGGUUUGAUAUGAAUAAAUAGUGAAUUUUAGUGUUGUUUCAGUUUAAUUUUUGAAAGGUAAACAUAAAUUGUACUUGGAAAUAUUCUUGCAGUUCAUUCAGCAUUUGAAGAAAUGCAUUCUUUGAAAGUGGCUUGAAUAUCUAGCCUCUGUAACGGUUCAUUUUUUUAACUACCUUUCAUCCAGAUUCAGUCGAUUGUCGAA
Amaranthus tricolor (Joseph's coat) is the source of this 1913-nucleotide messenger RNA. Its product is annotated as nuclear transport factor 2-like. Gene Ontology annotation, molecular function: mRNA binding. Lineage: Eukaryota; Viridiplantae; Streptophyta; Magnoliopsida; Caryophyllales; Amaranthaceae. Gene Ontology annotation, cellular component: ribonucleoprotein complex; cytosol. The record is from RefSeq and is a predicted model, not a curated record. The transcript has 8 exons. The coding region runs from base 286 to 1713 and encodes 475 amino acids.